GUAACACCAAUGAUCAUAUGAUUGUUCAAUGAAGAAGCACGUCUGAUAGGCGUCGACAUACUUUUUCUAGCCAGUGUUUUAAUUUCAGGCUGAAUAUCGGCCGUUUUACGUGUGUGGUGUUAUAAAAUAACCAUCAGCCAUGGCGCUCAGCGACGCAGAUGUUCAAAAACAGAUCAAGCAUAUGAUGGCCUUCAUCGAACAAGAGGCAAAUGAAAAGGCUGAAGAAAUCGAUGCUAAGGCAGAGGAGGAGUUCAACAUUGAGAAGGGUCGUCUGGUGCAACAGCAGCGACUCAAGAUCAUGGAGUACUAUGAAAAGAAAGAAAAACAAGUUGAACUCCAGAAAAAGAUCAAUUCCUCGAACAUGCUGAACCAAGCUCGUCUGAAGGUGCUCAAAGUACGUGAGGAUCAUGUACGUAAUGUACUAGAUGAGGCACGCAAGCGCCUGGCUGAGGUGCCCAAGGACACCAAGCUGUAUUCCGAACUCCUUGUCACACUUAUGGUCCAGGCUCUCUUCCAGCUCAUAGAGCCAGCAGUAACGAUCCGCGUGCGACAGGUAGACAAGGCCCUUGUUGAGUCACUGUUAGGCAGGGCUGCACAGGACUACAAGGCAAAGAUCAAGAAAGACGUGCAACUCAAGAUUGACACUGAGAACUUCCUGUCACCUGACACCUGCGGUGGUGUGGAGCUCAUUGCUGCUAGGGGUCGCAUCAAGAUUUCCAACACUCUCGAGUCGCGCCUGGAACUGAUUGCCGCACAGCUGUUGCCAGAAAUCCGUACAGCCCUGUUUGGCCGCAAUCCUAACCGCAAAUUCACCGACUAGACUAAACUCCACGGUGACUAUACCCACACUUGUUAUCACUAACAACUUAUUUAAAUUUAAAAAAAAAUAUAUCUUAGAAACUAAAAUAAUGUUAUAAUAAGUGUUUUUUCCUUUGCCUAAUUAAUUAUUAUAUAAUAAUAAUAUUAUAAUGCGUACAAUUUUAUCGCCGUUUAGAAUGUAUCAUAAAUGAAACAGUUAAGUCGUCAGAAAGUGUAUUACGUGUCGUCAUGUGAUUAUGCUGAUGCCUGGAUUGAUUUGAACCGAAAGAUUCUUUACAAAGGACGAACCAGCUAUCCUGGUAAAGAAUAUAAGAUUUACUAUACUUUUAUAAACACAUAUCUGAUCCACAGACUAAAAGACAAUAAAAAUAGACAGUAUUUAUAUAAUAAGACGUCCAGUAGUAAAUCUCACCAUCUGAACGUUUUUCGAUGCAACACUAUGCAUGUCACACAUCAAUUGCUUGGUUUUGAUUUUUAAAAACCAUUUUUUUAUGAAAGCUCAGCCCAACUUUUUCCUUUAGUCUGUGGUCUAUAACACAUCUAUAUUGCAGGGAAUGUGGUACAUUUUUAACUAAGUAUAAAAUACAUUUUCUUCUCGUAACUGUACAUUAGUUUCGCCUUAAAUGUAUCUUGAUAUGAGUAUUUUAAAAUAUGUUAUUAUUACAAUUCAUUCAUAAUGUUAUAGACCGAUUAGAGGUAGUAUAUAGGAUUUUGAAAAAAAGUGUAUUUAAAAAAUAAUUAAGAAAUAAUGUAUCUGUAUACACCAUAAUAUAACCUUAAUAUUCCAUACCAUAGAAUGUAUGAAAAUACAGAAGUGUACACACCUUUAUCCAAACAGUAUUAUAAUAUAAAGCACAAGAUACACCUCUUUGUAGUGUCAAAGUGAUGUGUUUCAUGUUUAUUAAAAUAAAAACUCAUGUUUAUUAAAUUUUCAGAUCCUAUGUUUUAAGCUUCAUACAUGUUUAUCUAAUCAGAAGGAAUUAUUGGUGGCUGUAAGAUUUUCGUCUGACAGCAGCAUCCUAUGCUGUGUUCACUUAAAUUGAAGCAAAGAUUUAACUGGUUGCAGUGUAGUGUCACACUGAAACCUUGCAGUACCACAAUAGAUUCCUUCUUUGUUCCUUCCUGGCAAAUAUGUUUGGACUUGCUUUUGAAUACAUAUUGAGCACUGUAGCUCUAAAAAUUAUGUAUGUAUAUAUUAUAUUAUGAUUCCAACUAUUGCACUGUUAAAUUUCUUAUGUAAAUAUAUAGAUGUGUUAAAAA
Maniola jurtina (meadow brown) is the source of this 2079-nucleotide messenger RNA. It is a transcript of the gene Vha26, whose product is annotated as V-type proton ATPase subunit E. Lineage: Eukaryota; Metazoa; Arthropoda; Insecta; Lepidoptera; Nymphalidae. The record is from RefSeq and is a predicted model, not a curated record. Gene Ontology annotation, molecular function: proton-transporting ATPase activity, rotational mechanism. The transcript has 5 exons. Gene Ontology annotation, biological process: proton transmembrane transport. Gene Ontology annotation, cellular component: proton-transporting two-sector ATPase complex, catalytic domain. Bases 140 to 820 code for a protein of 226 amino acids.